AUGGCUUCCACCGCUGACAUCGCAUCUUCGUUCAUCGAGGGUGCCCCGCCCGGCGAGCUCGCCGAUGUCGUUGCCGAUGUCAAGACGCUCACUUCCGACGGCGAUGCCCUUAUCUCUUCCCUUGCGCCGGCCUUUGAACGAUACAAUGAGAAGCAGCUCGCGACGGUGAAGUUGCCGGGUGCGAGUCAGGAGGUCCUUGUUAGUGAGUUCAACAAGCUAGAAGAGAAUCGGUACUUCGACAUUGGGAGCUCGACGUCGUUUGAGGUGGAUCAUGUUACACAGGAAGCGUCCGCGGCGCAAUCGUAUGUUUUGGAGUCUCAGAAUGCGGAUUUCAUUAAAUCCCUUCUCAAGUCGCUGGCCGCACACGCCGUUGAGCACUACCCGCGCAGCUCGUACGGUGUGUAUCCGAUUGAAAACGACAGCGCCGUGGCGAUCGUGCUGGUUGCGAAUCGCUACUCGCCGAACAACUUCUGGAACGGUCGCUUCCGCGCCAUCUACACCGUCCCCGUCGCCGAAUCCACCACCGUGAGCGGCAAGAUCCAUGUCGACGUGCACUACUACGAGGACGGCAACGUCGCGCUGAACACCACCAAGCCGAUUAACCUGUCCGUGUCGUCGCUUUCCGCCGAGAGCAUCAUCUCGCGCAUCGCCGCCGCCGAGCGCGACUACCAGGAGGAAUUGAACCGGGCGUUUGUGCAGAUGGCCGAGGGCGCGUUCAAGGGACUGCGACGACAGCUGCCCAUCACGAGACAGAAGGUCGAGUGGGAGAAGGUGGGUGGUUAUCGGUUGGGACAGGAUAUUUCGGGUGGAAAGGGACGGUAA
Messenger RNA from Aspergillus affinis, 822 nucleotides. RefSeq names its product F-actin-capping protein subunit alpha. NCBI's taxonomy places the organism in Eukaryota, Fungi, Ascomycota, Eurotiomycetes, Eurotiales, Aspergillaceae. The record is from RefSeq and is a predicted model, not a curated record. Gene Ontology annotation, biological process: actin cytoskeleton organization; barbed-end actin filament capping. Gene Ontology annotation, molecular function: actin filament binding. The transcript is spliced from 7 exons. Gene Ontology annotation, cellular component: actin cortical patch; F-actin capping protein complex. The coding region runs from base 1 to 822 and encodes 273 amino acids.